Amoebophrya sp. A120 is the source of this 173-nucleotide messenger RNA. Lineage: Eukaryota; Dinophyceae; Syndiniales; Amoebophryaceae. The record is from the annotation of a GenBank genome assembly.
GUUCGCGAGCCAGAUGAGCGAGCACGAUCAGGCGCACUACUACGACGCGUAUUUUGAGGACGGGCGGCCCAUUCCCCACGUCGACACCACGGAGAGGAUCGAGAAACUAGCAAUGCGGCAAAGCGUGCUGACGCAGGAGCAAGCGGACGCCCGGGCGCGGGAUUUGAUUAUCG